AGACUAGUAUAUAAACCGACGCGUUCCUCAAGGGGAAGACAACGAGCACUUCUCCCUCUCUCACACACUCAUCCAACCACUCACCCACCCACCCACCAAUUCAACCAAACAUGCCUUCUGAGCCCAGCCAAGUCACCGGCCAGUUCCACAGCGUCAAGGGCACCGUCGUCGAAGCUAUUGGCAACGCGACUGGCGCAACAUCAUGGCAGCAGUCCGGCAAGGAGGAGCACGCAGCAGGCGAGGCUGAGCACAAGGCCGCCCAGGUCAAGGCCUACGGCGACGGUGUCCAGGACCGCGCACAGGGCCGAUUCGAUGCCGUCGUGGGUGCUGUGACCGGCGACCAGGCGAAGCAGGCCAAGGGUAACGUGCAGGAGGAGGCUGGAAAGGCGCAGACCCAGGCCAACAACCCUUUCUAAAUGGAAACUCAUAAUGUAAUCAAUGUACUUUAACUUUCAAAGGUAUCUUCCUUGGGACUAGUCGUACGGUUAUGAAUAUCCUGAGAGAGUACCU
Molecule: messenger RNA, 510 nt
Organism: Mycena citricolor
Lineage: Eukaryota; Fungi; Basidiomycota; Agaricomycetes; Agaricales; Mycenaceae
Source: the annotation of a GenBank genome assembly